Dendrobium catenatum is the source of this 2800-nucleotide messenger RNA. RefSeq names its product arginine decarboxylase-like. The record is from RefSeq and is a predicted model, not a curated record. Bases 403 to 2511 code for a protein of 702 amino acids. Gene Ontology annotation, molecular function: arginine decarboxylase activity. The transcript has 2 exons. Gene Ontology annotation, biological process: L-arginine catabolic process; spermidine biosynthetic process. Lineage: Eukaryota; Viridiplantae; Streptophyta; Magnoliopsida; Asparagales; Orchidaceae.
AAAACAGUAAUUUUCUUCCUAUAUGAAGACCCUCGCCGUUCAUGUAAUUCUCGCACGGUUUCAUAUAUCUCUCGUCUUUUUAAACCCUAAUCUAUCGUCCGUUAGGUUUACGCCCUGCGCCGCUGUAGUUUCUGCCGGCGUUUAGUACUUUUAAUUUCAUCCGCCUUUUUCUUCUCGUCCCCUUCUCAGAUCUAUCGAGGCCGGGCCGGCGUGGGGAUAUCCGGUUUAUUUAAGAGAGGUCUAAGCUUUUUCUCUCUUGAUUCUUCCCCCUUCUGCUACUUUUGGGGGGGUGGCCGGGGCUCCGGCCUCGGCGGCUUACAAAGCCCCCUUCACUACACCAAGAUCUGAUAAUCCUUGUAUAUAUAUAUUUUUCAUUUUUUUAAUUUUUUUUACCCGGGAGAGAUGCCGGCCUUGGCCUGCGUGGAUGGUGCAGUUACUCAUCCUGUUUACGGUUUUACGUGGGAUGGCUCUCUUCACGUUCCGGGAGCAUUUCCCGGUAGCAUUACGGCGACGGCUACCAUCCCCAACUCCCUCGAACGCCCUGUCACAUGGUCCACCGACCAUUCUGCCGCCCUCUACAAAAUCGACGUCUGGGGCGCCCCUUACUUCACCGUCAAUGACGCCGGCAAUAUGUCCGUACGUCCCUUCGGUUCUGCAACCCUACCUCACCAGGAGAUUGAUUUGAUGAAGGUUGUUAAAAAAGCAUCUGAUCCGAAAUCCUUGGGUGGCCUCGGCCUGCAGCUUCCUGUCAUUGUGCGACUCCCCGACGUCCUCAAGAACCGCCUCGAAUCCCUGCAUUCCGCCUUCCACUUCGCCAUUGAAUCCAACGGCUACGAUUCUCACUACCAGGGAGUCUACCCUGUCAAAUGUAAUCAGGACCGCUACAUCGUUCAGGAUAUCGUGGAGUUCGGCUCUACUUUCCGUUUUGGUCUGGAGGCCGGUUCCAAAGCCGAGCUCCUUCUUUCCAUGAGUUAUCUUAUCAGAGGCAGCCCAGAUGCGCUUCUCAUUUGCAACGGCUACAAGGAUGAGGAGUACGUAUCUCUUGCUCUCAUGGGAAGGAGUCUUGCUAUCAACACAGUGAUCGUCCUUGAGCAGGAGGAAGAGCUUGACACGGUGGUGAAAACCAGCCGCAAGUUCGGCGUACGACCGGUUAUCGGUCUCAGGGCAAAGCUCAGAACUAAACAUUCCGGACACUUUGGCUCAACCUCCGGCGAGAAUGGAAAAUUUGGUCUGACUACCUCUCAGAUCCUCUCUGUCGCAAGAAAACUUCAGAAGCUGGAGAUGCUGGACUGCCUCCAACUCCUACAUUUCCACAUUGGCUCCCAGAUUCCGUCCACCGCCUUGCUUGCUGAUGGCGUUGGAGAGGCAGCUCAGAUCUACUGUGAGCUCGCCAAGCUUGGUGCUGCAAUGAAUGUGAUCGACAUUGGGGGCGGCCUCGGCAUCGACUAUGAUGGAUCCCAUUCCAGCUGCUCGGACAUGUCCGUGGGCUAUGGGCUGGACGAGUACGCCUCCACCGUGGUUCGUGCUAUCCAGUAUGCCUGCAACCAGAAGCAAGUGCGCCAUCCUGUUAUCUGUAGCGAGAGCGGCCGUGCUCUCGUCUCCCACCACUCCGUCCUGAUUUUCGAAGCGGUUUCCACCAGCGCUGUUGUUCCAGAAUCUAUCAAACAGAACCUUGCCUACCUUCUCGACGCCCUCGAAGACGAAGCCCGGGUAGACCACCGCAAUCUAAUGGCCUCCGCUGUGCUGGGGGAGUACGAAACGUACAUAAUUUACGCAGACCAGCUGAAGCGGCGAUGCGUGGAACAGUUCAAGGACGGGAUGCUCGGCCUCGAACACCUCGCGGCAGUGGACCUACUAUGCGAUCUGGUUGCCAGGGAGAUUGGCGCCUCGGAUCCUGUGCGUACUUACCACGUGAACCUCUCGAUCUUUUCAUCAAUUCCGGAUUUCUGGGCGAUUGGGCAACUCUUCCCAAUAGUCCCAAUCCACCGCCUUGACCAGCGGCCAGUCGUGAAUGGCGUGCUCUCUGACCUCACCUGCGAUAGCGACGGGAAGGUAAACAAAUUCAUCGGCGGCAGUGGGAGUCUCCCCUUGCACGAAAUUCCUGUCGCCGGCAGCGGGGGAUACUACCUUGGCAUGUUUCUUGGCGGGGCUUACCAGGAGGCGCUCGGUGGACUGCACAACCUAUUCGGAGGGCCAAGCGUUGUGCGCGUGUCGCAGAGCAAUGGGCCCCAUUGCUUCGCGGUGACGCAGGCGGUGCCGGGCUCCUCCUGCGCCGACGUCCUUCGAGCGAUGCAGCACCAGCCUGAGCUCAUGUUCGAGGCGCUCAAGCGCCGCGCCGAGGAAUACGCUCGUGGCGACGGGGACGCCAUCAUGUGCAGUCUGGCGCGCGCUUUCCACUCCAUGCCUUACCUUGUCUACGACGCCAUGGACUCGGAGCACGAUAGCGCUGCGUUGGCCGGCAGCUAUGAUGAUGAUGUGGAGUGGGAGUUCAUGCGGUGCCUGAGCUUUUGAGUGGCUGAUUGCUAAAGGAGGGGGAGAUGGGAAGGUAAAGGCUGUCGUUAAUUUGCCGUCCUGUUUUAUUUUUCUUAUGCAAAUUAUGUGUUUGCUAUCGCCGUCGAAGUAUUUUAGCCUUCAACUUUGUUUCACGUUAUCUUGGAAAAUUCGAGAGUCGUUGCUUAUAUAUUUGUAGUUUGAAGAGAUAGCAGGGAUCUCUUCUGAGUUAUCUUUUUCUUCUGUUAUAAAUCAUGGUGGAUCCUGUAGGACCGCCUUUGUAAUUUGCUAAACGUUGUUUUUUUUUGGA